AUGGAAAAUGCAGGAAGUAAUGAUGCAAUUGAAUCUUCCAAGGCCCGAAUGAGCUGUAUGAAACAAAUGCUAGCAGCCUUAACAAAAUCUUUUAGGCAACAACCUUUGCCCCCACCGCCUCUGCCGAUACAAGUUGAACCAGAUAACAAUGACAUCAUCAACCUAACUCAGAAGUUCAUGAAGAUGAAACCGCCAACUUUCUUUGGUGGUAUUGAACCAUUAAAGGCAGAGACAUGGCUUCUUAAAAUGGAGAAAUUUAAUGGGAACACGACAUGGGCUCAAUUCAACGAAAUCUUCUAUGACAAGUAUUUUCCUCAGUGCUUCCGGGACCAAAAGGUUUCUGAAUUCCAAGAACUUAAGCAAGGCAAAAUGUAUGUAGCCGAGUAUGAAGCUAAGUUUACUGAGUUAGCCAGAUUUGCUCCUUACAUGGUCGACACUGAUUACAAGAAAGCUCGAAAAUUUGAAGGGGGAUUCGACCUAGAUGUAUUUGACCAGGUAGGCGUCCUAAAAUUGGCUACAUAUGUGGAGUUACUUGACAGAGCACUAAUAGCAGAAGCCACCCUGGCAGCAAUGAAACAAACCAAAGCACCAAUAACAGAAUGGAGAAGCAAAAGACCUGGAUCCAAUUUUCGAAAGGGUCGCUCAUCCUUUACAAACAAAAAGCAAAAUACUAGAUCUUCAAGCAGUUCAAGCCAAAGCAAUGGGUCUAUGCCAGUUUGUUCAGAAUGUGGAAGAAAGCAUAAAGGCACGUGUUACCGUGCAUCUGGCACUUUUUUUCGGUGUGGCAAGACCGGCCACAUGAUUAGAGAUUGUCCGAUGAGAUUUGACAAUGUGGCAAGUUCCGCCGGAUCCACUCCUACACAGAGAACGAAUGUGAGAACCAAUACCGGAAAAGAACCUUUGCGACAAGGUCGAGUAUUUGCACUAGUACCUAGUGUUGUAUAG
This is a messenger RNA of Camellia sinensis, 945 nucleotides long. NCBI's taxonomy places the organism in Eukaryota, Viridiplantae, Streptophyta, Magnoliopsida, Ericales, Theaceae. The record is from RefSeq and is a predicted model, not a curated record.